CAGGACGCUGCAGCCAGGAGGUGACCACGAAGAGCGACCAAGAUCACUACCUUGUAGCUGCUGCUCUGCUCACCUGCACUGUCACUUGGAGCCCUGCCAGGGCAGAAGGUAGCCCAAGGGAGGAGGAUGUCUGAGUUGGAGAAGGCCGUGGUGGCCCUCAUUGACGUUUUCCAUCAAUAUUCUGGAAGGGAGGGCGACAAGCACAAGCUGAAGAAAUCCGAACUCAAGGAGCUCAUCAACAACGAGCUUUCCCACUUUUUAGAGGAAAUCAAAGAGCAGGAGGUUGUGGACAAAGUCAUGGAAACACUGGACAACGAUGGAGAUGGCGAAUGUGACUUUCAGGAAUUUAUGGCCUUCAUUGCCAUGGUUACCACCGCCUGCCACGAGUUCUUUGAACACGAGUGAACUAGAGAACGCAGCCGAGCUGUUCCUGUAACAGAGGUGAAGGUCACACAAGGAAGCAGACAGCAAGGGCUUGCCGGCUAGUAGGAGCUAAGUUUUCCCGCCAUGAUGUAGCAAUUAGGAAGCUUGAUUUGCUUUGUGAAUGAAAAUUUGAAAACCUC
Molossus molossus (Pallas's mastiff bat) is the source of this 563-nucleotide messenger RNA. It is a transcript of the gene S100B, whose product is annotated as S100 calcium binding protein B. Gene Ontology annotation, biological process: positive regulation of cell population proliferation; positive regulation of canonical NF-kappaB signal transduction. The transcript has 4 exons. The record is from RefSeq and is a predicted model, not a curated record. Gene Ontology annotation, molecular function: RAGE receptor binding; S100 protein binding; calcium ion binding. Lineage: Eukaryota; Metazoa; Chordata; Mammalia; Chiroptera; Molossidae. Gene Ontology annotation, cellular component: nucleus; cytoplasm. The coding region runs from base 127 to 405 and encodes 92 amino acids.